GGCCGACAGCUCCACCGCGAUCGCCUUCUCCGCCGCGACCGGCGCCGGCUCCUCCUUCGCGCCUCCGAACAAGAUGACAGCCGGGCGGCGGCGCUGGGGCCGGCGGUGGCGGCGCGGAGGCUCCUCGCUCCGGCUGAUGACUGACCUGCCUCCCUCGUUUUUAACACUGAAACCAGAUUGUUUUAACUAAAGAUGGAAACACUGGAGUCGGAACUGACUUGUCCAAUUUGCUUAGAGUUGUUCGAAGACCCUCUUCUUCUGCCGUGUGCUCACAGUCUGUGUUUUAGCUGUGCCCACCGCAUCUUGGUCUCCAGCUGCUCCUCCGGUGAGAACCUUGAACCCAUCACUGCCUUCCAGUGCCCCACUUGCCGACAUGUCAUCUCCCUUAACCAUCGGGGCCUAGAAGGCCUUAAACGCAAUGUGACCUUGCAGAACAUCAUUGACCGCUUCCAGAAGGCCUCCCUGAGCGGGCCCAGUUCCCCCAGUGAGAACUAUCGUGAGCGGCCCUAUCGCCACAGCCCAACCAUGUCGACAGUGGGAGACCGGAUAGCCUGCCAGUUCUGUGAGCAGGACCCUCCCCGCGAUGCCGUCAAGACCUGCAUCACUUGCGAGGUGUCCUACUGUGACCGCUGUCUGCGGGCCACCCACCCCAAUAAGAAGCCAUUCACCAGCCACCGGUUGGUGGAGCCCGUGCCGGACGCUCACUUCCGGGGGCUGACGUGCCUUGAGCACGAGAAUGAGAAGGUGAACAUGUACUGUGUGGCUGAUGACCAGCUCAUCUGUGCCUUAUGCAAACUGGUGGGGCGGCACCGGGAUCACCAAGUGGCGUCCCUGAGUGACCGGUUUGAGAAGCUCAAGCAAACUCUGGAGAUGAACCUCACCAACUUGGUUAAGCGCAAUAGUGAGCUAGAAAACCAGAUGGCCAAACUGAUACAGAUCUGCCAGCAGGUGGAGGUAAACACAGCCAUGCAUGAGGCCAAACUGAUGGAGGAGUGCGACGAGUUAAUGGAAAUCAUCCGCCAGCGCAAGCAAGUAAUUGCUGUCAAGAUCAAGGAGACGAAGGUGAUGAAGCUGAGGAAGCUAGCCCAGCAGGUAGCCAACUGCCGACAGUGCCUGGAGCGGUCGACGGUCCUCAUCAACCAAGCUGAGCACAUCCUGAAAGAGAGCGACCAUGCGCGGUUCCUGCAAACAGCAAAGAAUGUGGCAGAAAGGGUUGCCAUGGCAACUGCAUCCUCUCAAGUUUUGAUACCCGAUAUCAAUUUUAACGAUGCCUUUGAAAACUUUGCUUUAGAUUUUUCCAGAGAGAAGAAAGUGCUGGAGGGGCUGGAUUAUCUAACAGCGCCCAACCCACCCUCUGUCCGAGAAGAACUUUGCACUGCCUCCCACGACACCAUUACUGUCCACUGGAUCUCAGACGAUGAGUUCAGCGUCAGCUCAUAUGAGCUCCAGUAUACCAUCUUCACCGGCCAGGCCAACUUCAUCAGCCUCUACAAUUCUAUGGACAGCUGGAUGAUUGUCCCCAACAUCAAGCAGAACCAUUACACAGUGCAUGGGUUGCAGAGUGGCACGCGAUACAUCUUCCUCGUCAAGGCAAUAAAUCAGGCUGGCAGCCGGAAUAGUGAGCCCGCACGACUCAAGACUAACAGCCAGCCUUUCAAGCUGGACCCUAAAAUGGCUCAUAAGAAGUUGAAGAUCUCCAACGAUGGGCUCCAGAUGGAGAAAGACGAAAGUUCCCUAAAAAAGAGUCACACCCCUGAGAGAUUCAGUGGAACAGGCUGCUAUGGGGUCGUGGGUAAUGUGUUCAUUGACAGUGGAUGUCACUACUGGGAGGUGACCCUGGGAACCUCCACCUGGUACGCCAUUGGCAUUGCCUACAAAUCAGCCCCUAAGAACGAGUGGGUCGGCAAGAACUCCUCUUCGUGGGUUUUCUCCCGCUGCAACAACAGUUUUGUCGUGCGGCAUAACAAUAAGGAGAUGCUGCUUGACGUUCACCCCCAGAUGAAGCGCCUGGGCGUUCUCCUGGACUAUGACAAUAACGUGCUUUCCUUCUAUGACCCAGCCAACUCUCUCCAUCUCCAUACAUUCGAGAUUGCUUUUGUCCUGCCUGUCUGCCCUACCUUUACCAUUUGGAACAAGUCAUUAAUGGUGGUCACGGGCCUUCCUGCCCCAGACUUUAUAGACUACCCAGAACAGCAGGAAUGCAACUGCCGACCCCAAGAAUCCCCAUAUGUAUCAGGAAUGAAAACCUGCCAUUGAGGAUCCAUGAAGUCCCUUCUUUCCGGCCAAGUCUCGGGAACUACUGUGCAACCAGAUGGGGAGGUGGGCUCAUAUGUGUUGGGAGGCAGUUGGCAGCCCACUAGCUUAUUGCUUACUGAAAUUCCACCACUCAUGGUGCACCCUGUUCAAGGAGUGUGGGUGGUGUUUCAUGGACCAGAUUUUUACAACUUAAUUUUAUUUUUUUGAUAGCACUACUGAAUCGUCUCCAAUGGAGUUGGCAUGUCUUGUUUGUUCCUGACAAGAGGAAGGGCACCAUGGCAGGGUAUGGAGGUGGGUCAUACCAUCUCAGCUGCAAGGGAAUCAAAAGGCCAACAAGAGUUUUGUUUUGUCUACAGCCAGAGCAUUCUUAGGGUCCCCAUCAGGUCUCUAACCUAUCAUUUUGGGAGAAUUGGAACCAGACCAAAUUGGAACCCAAGCUAUUGCCUAGGAAGCACAGGUCUGGGUCACCUAUUACCCCAUGACAAUUGUGCAUGGGGGAGGGGGCAGAAUGAAUUUAGCACUCUGCAAAUGUUCCUCCUGCACAUUAGCAGACACAUGGAAAAGUGAGUC
Messenger RNA from Candoia aspera, 2826 nucleotides. It is a transcript of the gene MID2, whose product is annotated as midline 2. Bases 193 to 2256 code for a protein of 687 amino acids. NCBI's taxonomy places the organism in Eukaryota, Metazoa, Chordata, Lepidosauria, Squamata, Candoiidae. Gene Ontology annotation, cellular component: microtubule. Gene Ontology annotation, molecular function: microtubule binding; zinc ion binding. The transcript is spliced from 10 exons. Gene Ontology annotation, biological process: protein localization to microtubule. The record is from RefSeq and is a predicted model, not a curated record.